CAAAACCAUCCUGCUCAAGAGACGUGCUCACCUAGAUUUGGGAUCGCACGGUUUCGUCCUGUCGGUUGGGCGUGAUUUCUUGACCGUUCAGGCUGUGUCCUUGCUACGGCAUCUUCGGCCGGUUAAUACUGAGCGGAGAUCGCCAUGGCAAGUCAAGAGAUAUGUCGCGAAUUUGCCCGGGACGGGCAGUGCGGGUUUCGCAAAUGCAAGUUUUCACACAUCAUUCCCAAGAAACUGAACACGAACAAUAAAUACAAAAGCAAACCGACAAAUAAGGCUGAAUUGACCGGUAGCGAGAGUGACUUUCGCAUCUGGAGACAACAUAUUCCACUGCAGCCAGCACAUGCACGCCCAUUGGGAAACCAACUGGGUACCUUUCUCCAGGAAGCAAAAAGACUGGUUGAUCAAGAUGUGAGCAAGCUCCAAGCAGUGAUCCAAGCUUCCCCGGGUGGGCGUCACAAUAAUGAUUCCACGGACAUCUGUGCUAUUCGGAUUUUACCGACAUUCGAAGAGAUAUCGUCUCCGCAUACCGAGUAUCUGCCCGUGAGAGACCCUCAACAAUGGCACCUCGAUGGCGUCCCUGGUCUGCUUGACCGGAACUUUCGAUUAUUCAGAGAGGAUACUGUCGGUCAAAUGAAACAUGUCAUCCGCGCCCUGCUUCGGCCAUCAACCAGGGGGAAAGCAAAGAACCAACUUCGAACGUAUACUUAUUCUAGCAUGAGGAUCGCUGCCUUGUCUUUCAACCGACAUGUAGGUCUCGAAUUCGUUGUCCAAUUCCAUCAAUUGGAUCAUGUCCAACAUCUGGAUGUCAAGCAGCGAGAGGAGUGGUGGAUUCAAUCUAAGCGCCUGCAGGGAGGGGCCUUCCUAUGCCUUGUAGAUAUGCGGGGUGAUAUUCUUUUUUGUACUGCAACUCAGCCCCCUAGGUGGGCGACAGGAAAGCAACGUCCGAAGCCCUGGCCCUCUCUAUGGAAUAAGAAGGAUACCGCGACCGUGGCGUUGGAGCUCAUCGACCCUAGUGGAGACAAUGUGCAGUUUAUCCUCGACCGCUAUCGCCCGCGCGGCGCAACGUUGCAACUUACCCUCGUGGAAUUUCCCGGCAUUCUGUGGCCUGCAUUUGGCCCGACCUUGCACGCAUUGCAGAGGAUGAAGAAAAGCGACGAUCUGCCUUUCGCAAGUCUCUUGGCGCCGGUAUCUUUUGGGAACAGCGACCAAUUUAUAGUGCCUCCCCCGGCCUAUGCUCUUAAGCCAGGAUUUAGCUUCGAUCUAAGCUGCUUGAUGACGGACCAAACACGCCUGCGGCUCCGUCCGGGCCAGGCGUUUGACCUCCGCAAACUUCAGGAACGCUCUGCGUUGGACAAGACCCAAGCUAUGGCACUGGUCGAUACGUUACAGCGUAGAAUCGGUCUGAUACAGGGCCCCCCAGGCACCGGAAAAAGCUAUACGGGAGUUGCUCUCAUUAAAGUGCUGUUGGCAAACGGAGGUAAAGCCAAGGGUAAUAUCGGACCGAUCAUCUGCGUCUGCUAUACAAACCAUGCCCUUGACCAAUUACUUGAGGACCUUAUGGACAGGGGCGUUAUCACGCGGAUUGUUCGGAUCGGAUCCCGCUCGGAAUCAGAACUCGUGAGCCGAUACAGCCUGCGUACAUUGGUCCAAAAGAAGACUCGGACAAAGGCCGAAAGGAGCGAUGCGUGGGAAAUUCACAAUCAGCUGGAAGAUUAUCAGAGGGCUUUUGUUAAUCUGAAGUUGCAUUCCAAGGUCUCAGAAAGCGACCUCAAACAGUUCCUCCGGAAUUACAACCCUACGCAUUAUUCUCAGCUGCUCAAUGAUGAUGAAGAAGGCUUUCAAAAGGCACAACACAAGCAACGCAACCUAUUCCAGCAGUGGGUCAACGCAGGUCACCAAUCAAAAGGAAAACCACGGUCUGUUGAGAGUCUCCGGGAUGAGAGCCUCGACUCUAUGAGUGCUCAAGAGCGACGGAUCAUUUACCAGUACUGGCUCGAAGAGUAUCGGCGUCAAACACAUGACAAGGCGAAGGACCUCGUAACCAAGCAGCGCAAGGCUAAGCAAAAACUGAAAGACCUGCGGACUGAGAUUGAUUUGCGAUGUCUCCGCGAGGCAGAAGUCAUAGGUGUCACGACAUCCGGUCUCGCGGGGAAUCUCAAAAUGCUCCAACGCCUUCAGUCAAAGGUGGUGCUGUGCGAAGAAGCUGGAAAAGUGCUGGAAGCGCACCUUCUGACGGCCCUACUGCCUUCGAUUGAGCAUGCCAUUCUCAUCGGUGAUCACCAGCAGCUUCGCCCACAGAUUCAAGACUACAAUCUAUCCCGAGAGAACGACCGAGGCGGGGAGCAGUACUCCUUGGACCGAUCUUUGUUUGAGAGGCUGGUAGAUCCUGAUGACGGGGGCAUCCAGAUCCCGUUUAGCACGUUGGAAACCCAGCGCCGAAUGCACCCAUCAAUAGCUCAACUGGUUCGAGAUACCUUGUACCCUUGUUUGGAAGAUUCCCCGUCGGUGCUACAAUAUCCUGAGGUAUGCGGAAUGCGCCGACGGCUGUUUUGGUUCGAUCAUCAGCAUCCCGAAGCUGAUAAUUCCGCCGAUGAGUUAAGCACAUCAUAUUCGAACCCGUUUGAGGUGGAGAUGACGACAGCACUGGUGAGCCACCUUCUCCGACAAGGCUCAUACAAUGCCGGCGAUAUCGCCGUGCUUACUCCCUACCUUGGGCAGCUUCACCUCCUCCGUUGCAGACUGGGGGAAUCCGUCUGCAUUGUCCUCGGCGAAAGAGACGAAGAAGACCUGAAUGCUGCGGGCGUAAAUGGUGAUAAGCAUGUUCCUGUUUCCAGGACUACCGCACUGCAGGUUGUUCGCGCUGCGACCAUUGAUAAUUUUCAGGGUGAGGAGGCCAAGGUGGUAGUAAUUUCUCUGGUGAGAAGCAAUGCACAGAGACGGUGCGGAUUUUUGAGAACAUCCAACCGCAUCAAUGUACUGCUCUCGCGUGCCAAGCACGGCAUGUACAUUAUUGGAAACUCGGCAACCUCUGCGAAUGUGGCAAUGUGGCAGCAAGUGGUGGAUAUUUUGAAAAGCAACGGCAAUUUUGGAACUCAUCUCGAACUACAAUGCCCUCGCCAUCCGGAGUUUGCUAUCGCGGUGUCAGAGGCCGAUCAUUUCAUGCAGUAUUCUCCAGAAGGUGGUUGCAACCAGCCCUGCGUGGAUCGACUGCAAUGCGGUCAUGCGUGCAAGCAAAAGUUUCAUGCAACAUUGCUUCACGACGCGGUUCACUGCCAAGAGCCAUGUUCCAGACCUUUGAAGGGAUGUGACCAUGGCUGCCCAAGAUUGUGUGGUGCGAAGUGCCCUAAGAAUUGCCAAGUAAAAGUUGUUGACGCCAACCGCUGCCUUAAAUGCGGACAUGCUGCGACCGAACUCCCCUGCUGGCAGGUACAGGAUCUUUCCCUGGUGUUGUGUCCGGUGCGUGUCGAGAAGAAUGUUCCUGGAUGCAAUCAUACUGUCCGAGUGGCCUGUCAUAUGGAUGUCGGUAAGCCUGAGUUCAAAUGCCAGGCUGUGUGUGGAGCAACGUUGCCCUGCGGUCACACUUGCAAACGCGCAUGUUGGAAGUGUACUGUUCCGGAUGGUGAGAAUAAUGUCCAAAGCAGCCAUGGAUCAUGCAAGCAGUUGUGCGAUCGGAAGCGCGCGACUUGUCCGCAUAAUUGCCGCAAAGUCUGCCAUGGCUCAGAGCCCUGUCCUCCGUGUGAGGUCCCUUGCGAGACUCGAUGAGAUCAUUCCAAAUGUCUGAAAAAUGCUGUGAGCCUUGUACUCUGUGUGCUAUGUGUGGCAGGGAUGUAUGUCUCACUUUCUGCUCGCAUAGCGAAUGCAUCCUGAGUGCGGUGCAAUUGUUCGUAGACAGUAUCCCAGCCUGAGUGUGACGCGCA
Aspergillus sclerotioniger CBS 115572 is the source of this 3920-nucleotide messenger RNA. RefSeq names its product putative NF-X1 finger and helicase domain protein. The transcript has 2 exons. Gene Ontology annotation, cellular component: nucleus; nuclear RNA-directed RNA polymerase complex. Lineage: Eukaryota; Fungi; Ascomycota; Eurotiomycetes; Eurotiales; Aspergillaceae. Gene Ontology annotation, biological process: regulatory ncRNA-mediated heterochromatin formation. The coding region runs from base 145 to 3765 and encodes 1206 amino acids. The record is from RefSeq and is a predicted model, not a curated record. Gene Ontology annotation, molecular function: helicase activity; zinc ion binding.